CAGAGAACCUCAGUCAGCUUUAAACUCUCUGAAACAGGAUUCAAGACGUAAGAAAACAUUCAGCUGCUCUGAGUGUGGGAGGAGAUUUGGCUUCAAGUACAGUCUGAAGACACACAUGAGAACUCACACAGGAGAGAAACCUUUCAGCUGCUCUGUUUGUAAGAAAUCAUUUACACAGAGAGGAGAUUUACAGAAACAUAUGAGAAUCCACACAGGAGAAAAACCUUUUAGCUGCUCUGAGUGUGGUAAAGGAUUUGGCCGCAAAGAACAUCUGAAGACACACAUGAUGAAUCACAGAGGAGAGAGACCUUUUAAUUGCUCAGUUUGUGAGGAAUCUUUUACCCGGGGUGAACGUUUAAAGAUACACAUGAGAAUCCACACAGGAGAGAAGCCUUUCAACUGCUCCGAGUGUGACAAAAGGUUUAGAAAAAGCCAAGAUCUGAAGAGACACAUUAAGUCUCACACAGAAGCAAAAGCUUUCAGCUGCUCCGAGUGCGGGAAGAGAUUUACCCAAAACUCAAAUCUGAAAACACACAUGAGAAUCCACGCGGGAGACAAACGAUUCAGCUGUUCCCUUUGUGGGAAAAGAUUUAUACAGAAGGGACAAUUGGCGUACCACAUGAAACAUCACACAGGGGAGACGCCUUUUACUUCCUGUGUCAGUGACGCAACAACGCAGCCGGAGGCGCCAAGCAUUAAAGAGGAACAGGAGGAACUGUGCACCAAUCAGGAGGGAGACCCGGACACUGAUAACAGUGCUGAUUGGAAGGAGACAAAAGACUCCCAGUCAGCUUUAAACUCUCUGAAACAUGUUGAGCGUAAUACGGACAAAUCAUCUCGUUCCGUCAGUCGCUGCUCUGAGUGCGGGAAACAAUUUAGACAGAAAUCUAAUCUGAAGAAUCACAUGAGAAUCCACAAGGGGGACAAGCCUUUCAGCUGCUCCGUUUGUGGUAAAAGAUUUAUACAGAACGCGCACAUGACAUACCACAUGACACGGCACACGGGAGAGAAAAUGUUCUGCUGCGGCGUUUGUGACAAACGAUUUAUUUGGCCGUAUCAGCUCAGGAAACAUAAAUGUGUUGGUCGGACGGAAACGGAAGCAGCCAGGAACUCCCAUCCAGCGACGAUCUCACAACCAGAGACUGGAGAUAAAGCCGGACGGUCUAUCGUAGCGGAGAUCGAAGUCAGUUGUGACGACUGGGAGGAGACCGGAGAGCCUGAUUGGACGUGCAACGCUGCUGAGAAACAGUUCAGCUGCUCCGAGUGCGGGAAAAGAUUUAACCGCAAGACUCACCUGAAGAGACAUGCGAUGACUCACACGGGAGAGAGACCGUUUAGCUGCUCGGUGUGUCGGAGGUCUUUCACGGAGAGCGGGAACUUACACAAACACAUGGCCGUGCACACGGGAGAGAAACGCUUCAGCUGUGGGUUUUGCAAGCGAAGAUUCACCUGGCACUCUCAGCUCCAAACUCACGAGUGUGAUCGUCCUCAGUCGGCACGGCAGCGCCGCCAGAGACGAACCAAACCGAGACGAGCUGAUGGAGAGGACCGCGGUCCAUCCAAACCCGCCAGGAGACGACUUCUGUUGCCCCGCCCGAGCGCCGAUGACCUGGUAGCAACCAGUCCGCCAAACCACACGACGAUAACGUUUGUUUGUUCCCCCCCUCUAAUCCAAGCCACAGGAGCGUUUCAUAUGUUAGCGCCCUAGCGGUGGCAGGAGAUACGUCCUCGAAUCUAAACCAGAGAAGGUAACUGUCGAGGUUUUAAACCUGUUCACUCAGCUAAAAAAAACGGAUUCUUAAAAUAGAUCUUUAUAGAAAAAAGGUCCAAGGCACUCAGCAAGCUGCCCAGUUCUAUUUGCUUUUUAAUGUACUAAGAUUUCGACAUGAAAUAACCGUUUAAGUAUUUUUCCAUUUUAAAUAAAGGCUUUUUUCUUUUGUAAAUUUGCAAGAAGAGUGCCUUUGGCCAUGCGCACAUCGCGAUGUAGACGAUGAAACACAAUAUUGUGCAGCCCUAGUAUACAAGUUAAAAUAUAAGAUAUAUGAAUAAAAUAUAAGUGACUUCCGUGAAUACAACUAAGGGGGUUUUCCGUCUAGGUUUAGCUCCUCGCCUCGGUACUGUGUUCUAAGGCCUGCUGCACACUGGCUGCGUGGCGUGAGCGGCCUUGUCUGUACACAUGGAUGUUUUCCAUAAACAUAAAUAUAUACUGAUCUGAUUACGUCAGUUCAGUAUAUAUAGGCUUUAUUUACAGUAAAAUAGGCUACAGAAUUUCCUUCUGGAUUAAC
This is a messenger RNA of Perca fluviatilis (European perch), 2285 nucleotides long. Its product is annotated as gastrula zinc finger protein XlCGF57.1-like. Gene Ontology annotation, cellular component: nucleus. The transcript has a single exon. NCBI's taxonomy places the organism in Eukaryota, Metazoa, Chordata, Actinopteri, Perciformes, Percidae. Gene Ontology annotation, biological process: regulation of transcription by RNA polymerase II. The record is from RefSeq and is a predicted model, not a curated record. The coding region runs from base 116 to 1708 and encodes 530 amino acids. Gene Ontology annotation, molecular function: RNA polymerase II transcription regulatory region sequence-specific DNA binding; DNA-binding transcription factor activity, RNA polymerase II-specific.